AUGUCGACCGCGGAGGAGCUCCUGCGCGACUUCGAGGAAGAUGAGGACUUCCAGCAGGAGGACGUGGAGGAAGAGCCCCAGGAAGAAGAGAAGCCUCAGGAAGGUCCCGGAGCGACGAACGAAUUCGACCUUUCCAUCAGCGCUACCGAUGAGCUGACCCGCCUACACAAAGCUCUGCGCGAUCAUUAUUCAGUCCGAUUCCCCGAGCUCGAAACCCUAGUCACGAGUCCCCUCAACUACGCGAAGACAGUCGCCAUUCUUCAAAAUGGACCACUCGACGAUAUCAAGGCUAUAUCGACCUCAUCAAACAACAUGGUGGGCGCGCCGCUCGAUUCGGUCCUCGAUCGACCGUCUCUGAUGGUUGUGACGGUGGAAGGAUUGACAACUCGAGGGCGAGAGAUGACCGAAUCAGAGCUCAAGGUUGUGCAGGACACAUGCGCGAAGAUUCUAAAACUUGACCGCGAACGCACGGCACUUACGGAGAGCAUUCAGUCUCGGGUGUAUCAAAUUGCACCAAAUCUGGCGGCGCUGAUUGGGCCCGAGACCGCGGCGCAAUUCCUCAACCAAUCUGGCGGUUUACGCGAGCUGGCUAAGAUUCCUUCGUGUAAUCUGGGAGCACAGGGCUCAAGAAGACAGGAAGGCUUGGGUUUUGCUACAAAUCAUGGGGUUCGAGCAAAAGGAUUUCUCUACGACUCCCCGUUGGUUCAAGAGGUUCCCAACGACCUGAAAAAACAGGCUAUCCGGAUCGUGUCCGCGAAAAUGGCACUCGCUACUCGGGCAGAUGUCUCAAACCACGCCAAAGAUGGAUCUCUUGGCGAAGAACUGAAGCAGCAAUGUUUUCAGCGGUUGGAAAAGCUCACGGAGCCUCCACCAAACUCUGGGCAACGGGCGCUUCCGGCACCUGAUGAUAAGCCAGCUCGAAAGCGUGGUGGACGCCGUGCCCGAAAUGCCAAGGAGGCGAUCGCCAUGACAGAACUACGCAAAGCUCAGAACCGUGUCGCGUUCGGCAAGGAGGAAUCAGAAGUCGGAUACGGCACUGGCGAGGGGACCGUGGGUCUGGGUAUGUUGGGACAACAGAACGACGGACGAAUUCGUGCAACGCAAAUCGACCAGCGCACCCGUGCCAAACUCAGCAAAAACAACAAGGGCUGGGGUGCUGCUACUCCCGUCAGUGGCACGGCCUCGUCGCUGCGCGGCUUCGGCCAAGGCGCAGGUGGUGCAGGAGGCACUGCCAGUGUACUCCAGGCCAAGGGUCUCCGCACUUCGGGCGUUGGUCCCUCUUUGUCCGGGACCGCGGGUACUGCCAGUACGAUUGCCUUCACCCCGGUCCAGGGGUUGGAACUGGUCGAUCCGAAUGUCCGAGCCGAACUCAAUCGCAAGCGCAAAGCCGAGGAGGACCGGUGGUUCAAAUCCGGCACGUUCACCCAGGUCGGCGGUCAGAGCAGCACCAAUGCUCAAGGCGAAAACGGGGGCUUCAAGGUCCCUGCCAUCCCGCCCAAGAAGAAGGUCGACACUGGCGAAGGCAAGAUGGGCCCGCCCGCAAAGCCAUAA
Messenger RNA from Penicillium lagena, 1551 nucleotides. RefSeq names its product U4/U6-U5 snRNP complex subunit PRP31. The transcript has a single exon. Gene Ontology annotation, biological process: spliceosomal tri-snRNP complex assembly; mRNA splicing, via spliceosome. Gene Ontology annotation, cellular component: U4 snRNP; precatalytic spliceosome; U4/U6 x U5 tri-snRNP complex. Bases 1 to 1551 code for a protein of 516 amino acids. The record is from RefSeq and is a predicted model, not a curated record. NCBI's taxonomy places the organism in Eukaryota, Fungi, Ascomycota, Eurotiomycetes, Eurotiales, Aspergillaceae.